Messenger RNA from Pecten maximus, 6875 nucleotides. Its product is annotated as protein mono-ADP-ribosyltransferase PARP4-like. Gene Ontology annotation, molecular function: NAD+ poly-ADP-ribosyltransferase activity. The transcript has 46 exons. The coding region runs from base 234 to 6581 and encodes 2115 amino acids. NCBI's taxonomy places the organism in Eukaryota, Metazoa, Mollusca, Bivalvia, Pectinida, Pectinidae. The record is from RefSeq and is a predicted model, not a curated record.
UUCUAAAAAUAGAAAUAUGAAGCCGUAUAACGCAUGCGCAGUGGGAAUGUUUUUCUGUGUUUGCUGACAGCAGAAAGAGGCAGAAACUUACUAAGGUUUGCCUUAUAGUUAUCUUCAAUUCAUAGGUGAACUGCUGAGUUACAUUUAAAUUUAUAAAUCUCAGUCGGUGUGUGUUACGAUAUACUGGUAUUGACAGAAGAGGUCCUUAGUGACCUGAAAUCCAAAGUGUCACCAUGGCAACAGUAUUUGGAGGUUGCCAUGUUGUCCUUGACCUGACGACAAGUGUCAACUUUAAAAAGAAACAGGAAAUUCGUAAAAAGAUCACAGAAAAUGAUGGAAUUGUUUCCUACAUCGUAACGAAACAGAGUACUCAUGUCAUAUGUAACGACCCUGCUAAAGCAGACAUCAGCUACAAGUGUAAGAUGGCACAGAAGUAUGGCAUCCCUGUUGUGUCAGUCAGCUUCCUGUAUGACUGCGUUGAGAAAGGGAGACUACUCAGUACUGACGAUUACCUGGUUGUUGGCAAAACAAGGUCUCAGAAACUUGGCUCUGGUAGAAUUGCAGCUACAAAGUACCAGAUCCUUGGAAAGAGGAAGAAGUCCUCCUUCUAUCCUGGAGGAGUGAAAGCAUGGCCACUACAGGAAAAACAUACCCCUAUAUUUAACAGUACCAAAUACCAGGUGGCAAAAUAUGCAGUAUUGAAGAAAUAUGUGAAGAGUGCCGGAAGAACGUUUUUCUGUGUGCUGGAGGUUCAUGUCACUGAGGAACGUGACCUUCUGCCUGGACAAAUCUACAGAUUCAGGGUGUCGAAGCACCAUGGCAACCUUAAAAACAUCCAGGAAGGAAAACCUGAGAAAAUGGAAUGUUACUAUGUUGAGACUUCGGAGGAAGCUACCAAGAUGUACAGUUUUCUAUACAAACAGCAGACAGACCCCCCAAAUCUAAUGGAGGUGUCCCAUGAUGCACCUCCGAGGGGUGUGGGCACCUUGAAUUUUCAAAAGAUGAUGGUCACAUUUGGACUAGAGAAAGCAGAGUUGUCCACCCCUGUCUGUGAACUAGUAGAGGGGAUAUGGAAGGAAGCUUACUCUGAUCUGUCUGACAUCCUAACCUCACCGAGCUCAGUCAAACUAGAACAGAUUGAGAAAGCUGAAGCAUUGCUGAUGAAGCUGAGAAGUCAACCAGAAGACAAAGAGUCUGUCCUUAGUGAGUUCUACUCCACUCUCCCACACAACACUAAGGUGUCUGUCAGCGGGGUGAACAAUGCCUGGUUGUCUAGUGAGCAGGAUAUCUGUCAGGUGAUGAAGGACAUGCUGACGGUCAGUGAAGCUACCGGCUGGUCACUUCGAGGGUCAACAGAGUCCAAGUACCGUGCCCUUAGGUGUCAGAUAGAACAUAGAGCCCCUGAUCACCAUGUGUACAAGACUGUCAAGGCCCUCGUUAACAAAUCCCUGGAUGGGAGUACCAGACUGAACAUCGUGAACGUGUUUGAGGUACAGAGACAGAUGGAGGAGGAUAACUUUACCGAUGAGAUCUACGGUCAGACACUUUUGUUUCACGCCUCCAAACCCAACAACUUUGUUGGGAUCCUGUCCAGGGGUCUACUGAUGCCAAAGAUGGUUGUGGACGACUUCGGAGGGAAGAGGACAGAUGCUGGAAUGUUGGGAGCAGGCAUCUACUUUGCGAGUGCUGCCAGUACGAGUGUUAAGUACUCACAGGUCAGUAAGAGUCGGGGUACGAGGAUGAUGCUGGUUAAUAAGGUGGCUCUGGGUAAAUGUAUGGACCUGUAUAAACACGACCAGACACUCACCAAGGCUCCAGACGGUUACUUCAGUGUCCACGGUGUGGCAAAGACAUCGAACAAACCAUCAGACUUCACGGAGGAUGAGUAUGUAGUGUACUCGCCAGACCAACAGAAGAUGUGCUACCUGGUGGAGUUUACUGUUGGUAGUGAGAUACCUAAACCAAUGGACAUUGUACCAACAGAGGACGCCAUGGAUAUGAACACCCAAGCUACAUUUGACAAAAUCAAUCUAAAAGAUGUGAAAGAUGUAUUGGACCCCAUGUCAAAGGUCAAAUCGGGACUGGUGGCUGAUGGGAAGGAAGUUAAUCCUGUGGAACUAGAGGAUGUAAAUGUAUUUGCUAAAAUGAUGGAUCUUGUGGCAGAGGUGAAGGUCUUACAAGUUUACCACAACAAGAGUAACGAAAUGUUGGAGGGGAAGUAUGUGUUCCCUCUAGACGAGAUGGCCGCAGUGUGUGGGUUUGAAGCUUACAUCAAUGACAAGCAUGUGGUAGGGGAGGUGAAGGAAAAAGAGACGGCACACAAGGAGUACAAGAAGGCCAUUAGUGAGGGCCAUGGAGCCUACCUCAUGGACCAGGACGAAGAAUCACCGGAUGUUUUUACUGUAAGUGUGGGGAAUGUUCCUGCCAAAGCUACUGUUGUCAUCAAGAUCACCUAUGUCACAGAGCUGCAGGUUGAAGGUGACCUUGUCAGCUUCCGUCUCCCAGGCACCUUAGCACCAUGGAAACAGAACUCUCAGAACACUGAGGAUAUCGAAUGCACUGUCAUGGUAGCUGUGGACAUGCCCUUUGACCUCAAAAAUAUCCACAGCCCAACUCACAAAAUUAUGAUUGCGGAUUUCGAUGGCGGUAAAGCAAAGAGAGUAGACAGCAGAAAGCUCAAAGGAUCUACAGCUCUCGUGGUGAUGGAUCCAGAUCUACAAAUAGGUGAGGGUUUCCAUCUGCUUCUGGAGUUAGCCGAGGCUCAUGUCCCUCGCAUGUGGGUGGAGCAGAACGAAGAAAAUACGUCUAAUCAGGCAUGCAUGUUGACAUUCUAUCCGGAGUUUGAAGCUUGUGAGGACAAUCAGGCAGAGGUUAUCCUCAUGCUGGAUCUGUCCAACUCCAUGACGGAUAAGGGACUGACUGAGGCCAAGAAAGUGCUCCUCCUCAUCCUACACUACCUACCCAAAACAUGGACAUUCAAUGUCAUCAUCUUCGGGACAACUUUUCGUGAACUUUUCCCAUCGAGCCAACCAAAGAACAAAUCCAAUGCCACGGCAGCUGAAGUUCUGAUACAGUCUGUGGAUGCAAAUAUGGGAAAUACGGAUUUGUACCGACCUUUACACUCAUUUUACCUCCUCAAACCGGAGAACACAUUACGGAACAUUUUCCUUGUGUCUGACGGGCAUAUCAACCAUCAAGAUGUUACCAUGGAUACAGUGCACAAAAACUCCCAGCAUACACGAGUGUUCACAUUUGGUGUUAGCAAUGUGAUGAACCGUCACCUGCUUGGAGCACUGGCUCGCGUCGGGUCAGGGGCUUUUGAGGGAUUUGACAGUAAAGUGAAAUCAAAGUGGGAAGACAAGGUAAAGUCACAGAUUGCUAAAGCAGGACAGCCUGGGUUGACCUCAGUGGCCGUCUCUUGGCAACAGGAAGAUGGUGCUCCGCCUCCAAAACAAGCACCCAAUCAAAUCACAGCUCUCUUCAGUGGAUCAAGGAUGGUAGUUUACGGAUUUGUUCAGAACUGUUCAAGUGCAACACUGACCGCUGAAAUAGGUGACCAAGAGAUAACAGCUUUAGUGACGAAAUCUGACCGCUACGUUACCAAAGGAAAGAUUCUGCACCGUUUGGCAGCUAAAGCAAUCAUCCGCGACUGGGAGGACGGACUUCUAUCACCUGAUGGCCUCAAUCAGCAGAGGAUGAAGAUGGACUUGAAAGACUAUGUUAUAAAGCUGAGCAAGGAGUUCUGUAUAGUGACUCAGCUAACAAGCUUCAUUGCAGUGGAAAAACGAGAAAAGGAUGAAAAAAUGACCUCCGCUCCAGAUAUUGAGGAACUUUUGGAAACAGAACAUCGAGAUGUGUGUGCGUUUCUUGGUCCAGACAUUAGUCCAGAUGAGUUGAUGGACGUUCUUUCAUCGGAUGAUACAGAAUCUUUGCACAGAUACUUAACUGACGAAUCAUCUGAUGAAUCAUCUGAUAGUGGAGAAUUUGAAGAAGAGGGAAAAGGUCAAUCUUACCGACGUGUACGUGAAGUAGAAUCCUCGGAAUACAGUGACAUAUCUAGCGAAUGGGACGGCAUCUUCGAAUAUGAAUCAAUGGAUGAGGAAAUGAUGAACCGUAUAAUGAAUACAACGUAUGUGGACUGUUGUUUACCUCACAAGUCUGAAGAAGAAGAAGAAGAAGAAGAAGAAGGAGAAGAAGAAGAAGAAGAAGAAGAAGAAGAAGAAGGAGGAGAAGAAGAAGAAGAAGAUAAAGAUGAAUAUAUGGCAGCCCCUGUACAAGUAAAGAAGCUGGAACCUGAAUUGUUUACUAUGCCGUUGAAGAUGCAGAGUGCAACUUAUGAAGAAUAUGCAGAACCUUGUGAUAUGUAUGGGGAUGUUGAUAUGGAAGUGGAACAAUCAGAAGCUGCUCAAGCUGAAAUUGAAAUAUCAUAUGCUAUAAGUUUGAAUGUUGAUGCUAGAAAGGAAUUAAAAGAGCAGAAAAGUGAGCCUUUAACUUCAUCAUUAAUGCGAGCCAUGACUGCGCCGUCUGAGGAGUCUGAGGAUGACGAUAUGGCGUUUGGACUGUUUGAUGAUGGCAUGGAUUUCAGAUCGGAAAGGAAGGCGAAGCUAAAGGAUUCAGUAGAUGACUUGUUAGAUCUCUCAGCAGACUUGGAGACAGAUACUAUAUACAGUGCACCUUUUUCUGCUUCUGAAAUGCGCAUAGGUCCCCCUCCCUCAUCACAAUCUGCCAUGGCUUCUAGAUCAGCAGGACUUCCUCCCCAACCUGCACAACCUGCCAUGAUGGCUCUUAAGUCAGCAGAAUCUCGUCGACCUGCACAAUCUUUCAUAGCUUCUGAAAGAGCAGCACCUCCUCCACCUCCUCCUCCACCUUCAAAGCCUACCAUGUCAUAUGAAUUAGAGAAAGCUUCUCCUAAAUUAGCAAUGUUUGAUGUAAUGGCUGAUGAAUCAAGAGACCAUCCUCCCCCAGUCCCACUUCUUGCCAUGUCCAGAGGAGCUCCUCCACCUCCAGGAGGUCCUCCCCCAGUACCAUUGAAUGUCAUAAAUAAAGGCGCACCUCCCCCAGUCCCUCUGUAUGAUACAUUAGGAGGUAGUCCUCCUCCAAUCCCACAAGGUCGCAUGAGAGGUCUAGUAAGGCGAGGUAUUGAACUAACCCCACAUUCUGCAAUUGCAAUGAAAUCCACAAGAUCUCCUCCACAGCAGGCCAAGGAUUUUACAUCAGCCAUUCCUCCUCCCCCACCUCCACAGCAGGCCCAGGCUUUUACAUCACCUAUUCCUCCUCCCCCACCUGAUCAACAGCAGGCCCAGGCUUUUACAUCCACCAUUCCUCCUCCCCCACCUCAACAGCAGGCCCAGGCUUUUACAUCGCCUAUUCCUCCUCCCCCACCUCCACAGCAGGCUAAGACUUUUAUAUCAGCAGGGUCCUCUCCCCCUAAGUCAGUAUCACAACCUCCCAUCUUUGCCCGUAAAAUGUCUUCCGAAAAGAAUUCCUUCAAGAGUGAUGCAAAUGUAUCCAUUGCUGUGCCUCUAUCUUUAGACUUGGACCUUCUUGAGGUUGAAUCAUCAACCAGUAUGCCAAGUGUUGAAGAAAAGAGUGUUGUCAUUGAGGAGGAACAACCAAAAAAUCCUUACAGAAAGAAAAAGAAACAGGUGGCAAAGGACACUUCUGUUUCCUGGAGGUCAUGUGAGAAGUCGUAUCCCCUUGAACAGACUCGUGGGCAGUUUUCAUCACAGUGUGAUGAGCAGAGUGAACCAGCUGAUGGAAAAAGGGAAAGCCAAGUAUCACCUGAACAUUAUGCUAAAACAAGGCAUAUGUUCAUGAAGGAGAAAGCGUCAUAUGCAGCGCCAGAACCAGUUCUAAUGCGAGGGAUGCCACAAUCUUUAAGGAAAUCACGUGGAGGUGCAGUCGAAAGGUCCAAAGUGUCGGGCUGUAUGGGCUCUAGUCCACAACCAUAUGAUGACUCCAGGGAGAGAAGAUAUCGAGGUCUACAUGUGGAUGGAGAUUGGUUCCAGGAUCUGGAAACGCCACAAGAACAGCGAGGAUUUUUUGCUAAAGUUAAAACAAGAAAAAGCAUGACUGAAAAACCACAGGAUCUUUCAGAUAUUGGAACAAAGAUGCCAAUCAUUGCCAAAUCAGCCAAGAAAAACCUUAGUAAAAAAGAACUUGAUACGCUUAAACGACUUCAGAAUAAACUAGGAGGAUGGACCAGGAGUGAGGUGGAGAAAGAACUCUUCAUCAAUUUGUCUGUCUGUAUCAAGGCCUUAAAUGCUGCUGGACUGAAGUCACUAGGAAUGAAGGUUGCUAUGGAAAUGGAGAAUGUUUUGGUGACGGCGUUUGUUGUCAUGUGGAUACUCAAGACACUAGCACCAGAGUUAUUCCCCCUGAAUACUUCCGUGAGGAGUUGGUCAGACACUGCUGUGGAAGUAGCUGCAGCUGCACUCGAGAUUUAUGACCACGAUCGGUCACUGCUGAACAAAGCCAUUAAUUACUGUAAUCAGAUAGAGAGGGCCCAUCCAGGUGUAUCUUCUACCUUGGAACUGGGACCAAACUGGUUUGAAGUGGCAUCAAAAAUAUUGGGGUUUUAGCUUCAAAUGCAUAUAUUAUAAAUAGCUGUACAUUUACAUGUACAAACUUAAUACAUUAUUGUAGUUGGUAGAAAAAUAGUUUUCUGUCAUAUUCAAGAAAACAAGAUAUUUUGAGAUUAUCGUAUUUAUAUGUUACAUAAGGUUGAUGCAUUUUAACAGUUGCAAGGAAACAAAAAACUUUUGUAAUGAGAUUGAUGCAACAUUUUUAAGGAUUUUUAGGUCACCUGAGACGAAGUCUCAAGUGACCUAUUCUAAUCGCCUUUUGUCCGUCGUCGUGCGUCGUGCGUCGUCCGU